Echinostoma caproni is the source of this 1257-nucleotide messenger RNA. Lineage: Eukaryota; Metazoa; Platyhelminthes; Trematoda; Plagiorchiida; Echinostomatidae. The record is from the annotation of a GenBank genome assembly.
AUGCCCUCAGUCUCCUUUGCCACGGAUACUACAGCAGGUUCCCCAAGUGGUCAGAAAAUGGAUUCUGGUGGUGAAAAAUCCGCACGUGGUCAUUUGGAUGGAAACAAUAAUAAUAAUAAUACAGAUGUUGGUUCAUUGAACACCGAUCGCCCACACGAAUCUACACAACUCCGAGUUCCCACUGCGAUGCCAUCAUUGGCUCGCGGAUUUUCUCUAGUCCCCGAACGGCUUGGAAAACGAGGCUCUUACAAGAAACAAGGAAACAAAGGUAUGUUCGGCUGUGAAGCUGCCAUGCAGUUGUUAGCCUAUUUGGCCGCUCUCUUGACUCUACCAUUCUCAUUGUUCAUGUGUCUCAAAGUGAUUGCCCAAUACGAACGAGCAGUUGUGUUUCGCCUCGGUAGACUUGUGUCAGAGAUACCCAAAGGUCCCGGUUUAGUGUUCAUUCUGCCCUGUUUGGAUAAUGUGAAAACCAUCGACUUACGUACGUUUACCUUUAAUGUGCCCACGCAAGAAGUUUUAACGAAGGAUUCCGUGACAGUCGCCGUGGAUGCCGUCGUGUAUUAUCGUAUAUUUGAUCCAGUUAUGUCUGUGGUUAAUGUGGAAGACGCUAAUCGUUCAACACGACUUCUAGCUCAAACCACUUUACGAAAUGUUCUGGGUACAGUGGACUUAUACCAAUUGUUAACUGCUCGUGAGCAAAUAGCACAUCUAAUGCAAGACUGUUUGGACACAGCCACCGAAACUUGGGGUGUCAAAGUGGAACGGGUGGAUAUCAAAGAUGUUCGUUUACCUAUUCAACUGCAACGUGCUAUGGCCGCUGAGGCCGAGGCUGCUCGAGAAGCUAAGGCUAAGGUAAUUGCGGCUGAGGGUGAACAACGAGCCUCGGUGGCCCUGAAAGCGGCCGCCUUGGAAAUUGGUGAAUGCCCAAUCGCACUACAACUGCGCUAUUUGCAAACAUUGAGCAGCAUCUCAGACGAGAAAAAUUCCACUAUCAUAUUCCCGCUUCCCAUAGAUCUUCUGAGUUUGUUCCACCAAAAUCUGAGUGGAAAUGGCGGUAGUACAUCAUCCCGAAUGGAAAGCAGUCAGAGUAAUGUAUCCCCGGCUGAGGAAACAAAACGGACCACAACCAAGGGACAACCGUCUGCUCCGUCUCAACCGCCACCACCACCACCACCGCGUGAAGGUCAACACGCACCGAUGACUGCACGUCAGUAUGUCCCACAGAAGGCGGAGUCCGCAGAGGAAGAUUUGAUAUAG